Molecule: messenger RNA, 1356 nt
Organism: Psilocybe cubensis
Lineage: Eukaryota; Fungi; Basidiomycota; Agaricomycetes; Agaricales; Agrocybaceae
Exons: 12
Coding region: 1-1356 (451 amino acids)
Cellular component (GO): membrane
Source: RefSeq, a predicted model, not a curated record
AUGAGCGCCGCUGAAAAGAAUGACAGUGCUGCCAGCACAGUUGCAGACCAUCCACCUUCACUUGCGCCACCUGUUCCUCACAUUACAAGCGCCGUCGUCGUUCCAUCGUAUUUGGACCACUUUUGGGACCAAGGGCCAGAGAUUGCCAAAGCUAGAAAGAUAUAUAUUAACAUACUCUUUCAGAGGACUUGCUUGAUUGUUGGUGCUAUAUUCGGGAUAUUCUCGAUCUACUGGGGUGCACUAUGGCAACUUCCAGCGCGCAGUCUACGAGGGUGGGUAGUGGACUUCGACGGGGACCAGGUUGGUCAGUUUGUCACCCUUGCCCUCAGCACAAACACAGCGUUCAGUCAUAUUAUCGACUGGCGCAUUUAUCCGGCUUCUGAUUUCCCGAAUGGGCCGGACGACGUGAUCGCUGCUGUACUGGAUGAAAAAUGUUGGGUGGCCAUUACCAUUAACCCAGGAGCUACGAAAAGUUUAAACGACACACUGCAUGGGGGUGGCCCGGAGACACCAACUUCGAAUGCAAUCUCUGCGUAUGCCCUAGAAGCGCGAAAUGAAAAUGCAUUCCGAACACUUCUAAGACCUACAGUCACCACACUUUUGGACGAAAUAACGCAUGGGUUCGCGGUAAAAAUAAUGGGAGACAUCGUUCAGAACAAUACAUCAAUCGCGGCGGUUUCACCGAAUAUAUUGACUCGACCAAUUUACUUCACUGUACAAAAUUUACGACCCUUUGAUGUACCAGUAGCGACUGCAGUGACAUUUAUUGGCCUAAUAUAUCUUCUGAUCCUGUCAUUCAUUGUGGUUAAUUCCGGAAUACUAGCAAGAGGGGUCUCGGGUAUGGAACGAAAGCUAACCACGGCAUCAUUGAUCCGUAUACGCAUUGCGUCGCCAAUUCUGAUAUAUUUCGUGCUCUCUCUGGCAUACACGGUGCUGACUAGGGCAUUUAAGCUGCCCUUUGACAGACAUUUCGGUCGGGCAGGGUUUGUGUUGUUCUGGAUGUUAUCCUGGUUUGGGAUGACGGCAGCAGGUCUCGCCCUAGAGUCUAUGAUGACCCUACUAACGAUCAAGUACAUCCAGGUGUUCUUGAUAUUGUGGAUUAUUGGAAACGUGUCGGUAUGCUUGUGGCCCAUUGAUGCGCUUCCGGUACUGUAUAACUACGGACACGCGGCGCCAUUUUACCAGAUAUCCCGAGGUGUGAGAAGCAUUGUGUUUGGGACCAAGAACGAGCUGGGGAUGAACUUUGGAAUAUUGGCAGUAUGGAUAGGAAUUUCAUGCAUUUCACUGCCUGUGCUGCAGUGGUAUGUGCGCCGAGGAGAAGUGGGAAGGGCGAGGGCAGGGCAAAGGAAAGCGUGA